GAAAUUUGGGCUACCGAGGUAGUCUCUGCGAAAAGAGUUCGAUUCGUAUCGAGUUAGUAGCACGAUGGAGGGCACGAUGAGUAUAUCUACGAUUACGUGCUACAGGGUGCGUGAAUUUCAUUGCGCAUGACGGUCGAGGAUGACGUCCCUGACGAGGCAUUUUUAAAGAUGGCGACUCCCAUGCCGGACGCAGAUGUGAUGAAAAGUGAAUCUUCUACGAAAAGAUUACAAUUUGGAAACCGAACCCUGGAGGAAGGAGACAACGUGUUUCGACACAAUGCUUGGGAUAACGUAACCUGGGACGAAGACCAGGAAGCACAUGCUUUUCGUGCCGUUGCUGAUAAUUCUUCCAUUAAAGCAUCUUCUGACCUUGUACAGAAAUAUGAGGUCGAAGCACACACGAAUUGGGAUAAGUUUUAUGGAAUUCAUCAAAAUAGAUUUUUUAAAGACAGACAUUGGCUAUUUACCGAGUUCCCUGAAUUAGCUCCAAGAACGGCUGAAUCUAAUCUAGAGAAUCCAGUACGAGUCGUACAAAUUAGCGAUGGUACAUCGGAAUUCGUUAAAUCCGUUGAUGUACCGUCAACUGGAACAACAAAUAUCUUUGAAAUUGGGUGUGGCGUAGGAAAUACAGUAUUUCCUGUUCUCAUGUACAACAAAGAUCCUAAUUUGUUUGUAUAUUGCUGUGAUUUCUCAAAGAUAGCUAUCGACAUAUUAAAGCAAAAUCCUGAUUACGACACAUCCAGGUGUAAAGCAUUUGUUUUCGAUGCGACGCAAGAUGAUUGGGCACCACCUUUUGAGCCCGGAAGUCUGGAUAUAGUAGUACUUAUAUUUGUGUUGUCCAGUAUUAUGCCUGAUAAAAUGGAACAUGUAAUUAAACAGAUUCAUUACUAUCUAAAGCCGAAUGGAUUGGUGUUGUUCCGAGAUUAUGGAAGGUACGAUAUGUCACAGCUGAGGUUCAAGAAGGGUCGGUGUUUAGGAGACAAUUUUUAUGCCAGAGGAGAUGGAACCAGAGUGUAUUUCUUUACCCAAGAAGAAAUUAAAAAUCUUUUUGGUAAUUGUGGUUUUUCGGAAGAACAAUGCAUCGUCGAUAAGAGAUUGCAAGUUAAUCGAGGAAAACAAGUGACAAUGUAUCGAGUAUGGAUACAAGCCAAGUUCCGUAAGUUACCUUAACGCGAAUAAAUUGUAUAAAAAAUUGUGAAUUUUUAUGGACAACGUGCAGUUAAUAUGUAUAAAUAUACAUGCUGUAUAGAAGUAAUUUGAGGAAUAAAUAAAUUAUUUUUUAUAAACAUUUAA
Orussus abietinus is the source of this 1293-nucleotide messenger RNA. It is a transcript of the gene Mettl2, whose product is annotated as methyltransferase-like protein. Gene Ontology annotation, molecular function: tRNA (cytidine-N3)-methyltransferase activity. The coding region runs from base 127 to 1170 and encodes 347 amino acids. The transcript is spliced from 6 exons. The record is from RefSeq and is a predicted model, not a curated record. NCBI's taxonomy places the organism in Eukaryota, Metazoa, Arthropoda, Insecta, Hymenoptera, Orussidae.